Messenger RNA from Polychytrium aggregatum, 1814 nucleotides. Its product is annotated as domain found in IF2B/IF5-domain-containing protein. The record is from RefSeq and is a predicted model, not a curated record. Lineage: Eukaryota; Fungi; Chytridiomycota; Chytridiomycetes; Polychytriales. The transcript is spliced from 5 exons. Gene Ontology annotation, molecular function: GDP-dissociation inhibitor activity; translation initiation factor activity; eukaryotic initiation factor eIF2 binding. Gene Ontology annotation, biological process: formation of translation preinitiation complex; translational initiation; formation of cytoplasmic translation initiation complex. Gene Ontology annotation, cellular component: cytosol. The coding region runs from base 415 to 1650 and encodes 411 amino acids.
ACGUACCAUUCGCCUCAAACUUUUGACGUGAAUCGUCCUCCUGUCUUACGUACUCCGCACCUUCCUCUGCGUUCUCUAUUCCGAAAAUCGUGCUCUCGCCUCCAGCCCUUUUGGCCUGCUUGAUUUUCGUUUGUUGCUCGUUGUAGUCUCCUCGUCGUCUAUUCUCCAACUCCAUCUCCUUCCGUCGCCACUGACGAGCUUUAUCCGAAACACCCUUCGAGGUUGACGAUCUUGGCUCUCUUCACUGGCUCGCUGAUUACUCCUUUCCCCCAAGGAUCGCCCCGCUAUAAUCUUCGCCGCCAUUUUCUCCACCGGCCGUCCCCAGCUUCCAAAAAAACCUUGCGUUAGUGGUCCCAAACCGCCCUUUUCUUGAAUCCUCCCUCCAAUCUUUGACUCUUGUUGAACUCUGCAAUCAUGUCGAUGAUCAAUAUCCGAAGCGACGUUGAAGAUAAGUUCUACCGUUACAAAAUGCCCAAGCUCAUCUCCAAGAUCGAGGGAAAGGGCAACGGUAUCAAGACUGUGAUUCCAAACAUGUCUGACAUUGCCCGCGCUCUCAGCCGCCCUCCCACAUAUCCCACCAAAUACUUUGGCUGUGAGCUCGGUGCCCAGGUCAAGUGCGACGAAACCAACGACCGCUACAUCGUCAACGGUGCCCACGAUGCCGCUCGCCUGCAAGAGCUCCUCAGCGGAUUCAUUUCCAAGUUUGUGCUGUGCCCCAACUGCAAGAAUCCCGAGACGGAUAUGAUCAUCAAGAACUCGAAGCGAAACGAGGACAUUAUCUUGGACUGCAAGGCUUGCGGUGCCCAGCUCUCUGCGGACACUCGUCACAAGCUGGCCACUUUCAUUGUCAAGAACCCUCCUCCCAAGAAGAACGCCCAAGCCGUCGGCAAGAAGGGCCGUGACCCCAAGGGCGCUGCACACGAGAGUGCCGAGGCCCUGCCUACUCCUCCCGAGGGCGAGUCCGCCGAGGAGGAGGAAAGCGGCAACGCCGCAGAGGCCAUGAUGAAGGAGAUGAUGGACGAGGCCGAAGCCCUUCCCGUCGCCGACGACGACGAAGACAACAUUCAGUGGAACCUCGAUACCUCGACCGAGGCCAUCUCGCGCCGCAUGAAGGAGCUCCAGGUCGGCGGCGCCGUCCAGAAGGCCUUUGGCGACGAUGACGAGGACAGUGGCGAAGACCCCCUCGAGACCUUUGCCGAUUUCAUCUCUUCCGAUGCUGGCGUCUCGGACCAGGACAUUAUUGCAAAGGCCGCCGAGCUGGAGCUGCGCGAUGACAAGGUCUGCAGCGUCCUCCCGCAGGUUCUGUUCGACAAGGCCAUCAUGACCCAGAUCAAGACCCGCGCGCCACUGUUCAACAAGUUCAUGAAGAACGAAAAGUGCCAGAAGGGACUGCUGGGCGGCAUCGAGCGCCUGGUUGGCGUCGUGCACCCCGAGCUGCUCCCGCUGACUCCCAAGAUUCUCCACGCUUUCUACGACAGCGAUCUGCUUGAGGAGGACGUCAUCGUCGCCUGGAGCGAGAAGCUCAGCAAGAAGUAUGUGGACAAGAAGGUCGCCAAGGCCGUCCGCGAGAAGGCCGAGCCCUUCAUCCAGUGGCUCAAGGAGGCCGAGGAGGACGACGACGACGAGGACGAUGACGAGGACGACGAGUAAACUCGCCCGGUCCGUUGCGCUUGAUUGUGGCAGCGUCGUUAUGUGUUGCGAGUGCAGACCGAGAUCCAUCCCCCCCUGCGACUGCGCGUGAUGAAUGCGCCUGUCUGGUUGAGGGGCCCUUGACCUAUAAUAACAAGAAUGUCGGCUGCAGCCGUGCAGUGAGU